Molecule: messenger RNA, 789 nt
Organism: Metarhizium brunneum ARSEF 3297
Lineage: Eukaryota; Fungi; Ascomycota; Sordariomycetes; Hypocreales; Clavicipitaceae
Product: D-xylose 1-dehydrogenase
Molecular function (GO): oxidoreductase activity
Source: RefSeq, a predicted model, not a curated record
AUGGACCAGUACGCCAUAUAUCCCAGCCUCCGCGGCAAAGUGGUCCUGAUCACCGGCGCCGCAGAGGGCAUCGGCGCCGCGGCUGUGGAGCUCUUCUGCCGACAGGGCUCGCAGGUCGUCUUCCUGGACAUUGCGGACGACUCGGCGCGCGAGCUGGUGGACCGGCUGGCGUCGGUGUCUGGCGCCACGACGCCGACCUUUAUGCACUGCGACGUGACGGACCUCGAGGGGCUCGGCGAGUGCGCGCAGACGGCGCUCGCGCGGUUCGGCCGCGUCGACGUGCUCGUCAACAACGCCGGGUGCGCCGGGCCCGGGUCGCGCGUGCCCACGAGCCGGGUGACGCCGGCGUCGUUUGAGCGCGACGUCAACGUCAACCUGCGGCACCAGUUCUUCCUGACGCAGCACGUCGCGCCGGCCAUGCAGCGCCAGGGCGGCGGCAGCAUCAUCAACAUGGGCUCCAUCACCUGGCGCAUCCCCGCGACCGAGGUGCCCGUCUACACGACCUGCAAGGCCGCCGUCGUCGGCAUGACCCGGACGCACGCCCGCGAGUUUGGAGGCCACGGCGUCCGCGUCAACAGCAUCAUGCCGGGGUCCAUUGCUACGCGGCGCCAGAUCGACACCGUGCUCACCGACGAGUACAGGGCCGAGAGCCUGGCCGCACAGUGUCUGAAGCGCGUCCUGCUGCCCGUUGAGGUUGCUAGGCUGAUGCUGUUCCUGGCGUCGGAUGACUCGAGUGCCAUUACUGGUGGGAGCCACGUGUGCGACGGGGGGUGGGUUGGUGAUACUUGA